CCCCCCCAUGCUUGCGUAGAAUUUUCUAGAAGAGUCAGGCCACCAUUUUGAAACAGACUUUGUAGACAAAAGGCAGGGUUGUGUUUCAGCCGCGGAAAAAUUAUCUUGUUGCAGUUUAUUUUCCAUUUCAGAACAUAAACCGCGCCAUUAAGAUGAGGCAGCGAGAAACCACAAGUUGGUCACCAGCUGGUCAAGAAAGCGGCUGGAAGGACAAGACAGGAGGCCGAAAGCGCAGUCGAAGAGAGAGCCACAGCAGCGAACGGGAGAACAAGUACUGUAAACGUCACCAUCAGCGUAGAAGCAGCGAUGGGCAUUACCUGGAGAGCCGGAGUCUGAACGAAAAACAGGGGACGAAGGCCAGAGCUGUGGAUUCAGGGUACGACAUGGACAGCCAUGUGAGUGUCUCAAGAGAGAAGGACCGGUAUCGGGUACGCCACCGGGACCGCAACUGGCAUCACUACAGCAAAUCAUCCGGCUACAGUGGCCAGAGCAGCCGGCAUGGGCGGAGACGCAGCCGAAGUCGCUCUCGUCACCGCCGCUCUCACUCGAGGAGCCAUCGCAGGAAAAGAUCCAGAAGUGUUGAGGAUGAUGAGGAGGGGCACCUGAUCUAUCACAGUGGAGACAUACUCAGGGCGAGAUAUGAGAUCGUGUGCACACUUGGAGAGGGUGCAUUUGGAAAAGUAGUUGAAUGCAUCGAUCACAAAAACCGACGUGCUCAUGUUGCUCUGAAGAUUAUUAAAAAUAUUGGACGUUAUCGGGAAGCAGCCAUGUCCGAGGUCGAAGUACUGGAACAUAUAAACUCUCUCAACACUGACAAAACAUACUGCUGUGUUCAUAUGCUUGACUGGUUUGACCACCAUGGCCAUGUGUGCAUUGUGUUCGAACUGCUCGGAUUAAGCACUUUUGAUUUCCUGAAAGAAAACAACUUCCAGCCUUUUCCAAUCGACCAGAUCAGGCACAUGGCUUACCAGAUCAUCAGAGCAGUGAAGUUCAUGCAUCAAAACAAGCUGACGCACACUGACCUGAAACCAGAGAACAUAUUGUUUGUUGAUUCAGAGUAUAAGCUGGAGUACAAUUCAAAAAUGAAGAGAGACGAGAGGACAGUGAAGAGCCCCGAUAUAAAAGUCGUUGAUUUUGGGAACGCCACGUACGAUCACGAGCAUCACACAACCGUGGUAUCCACAAGGCAUUACCGUGCACCUGAAGUCAUUCUGGAGCUGGGUUGGGAUCAAUCUUGUGAUGUCUGGAGCGUGGGUUGCAUUCUUAUUGAGUACUACCUUGGAACAACACUCUUCCAGACCCAUGACAGUAAAGAACAUCUGGCUAUGAUGGAAAGAGUUCUGGGUCCCAUACCAACACAGAUGCUUCAGAAGACCAGGAAACGGCGCUUUGUCCAUCACAACAAACUAGACUGGGACAUGCACUCCUCAUCAGGACGAUACGUCCGGAAACAUUGCAAACCUCUUAGAACCUACAUGACCUCCAAAAGCCUGGCCCAUGAACAGCUGUUUGACCUCCUCGAGAAGAUGUUGGAAUACGACGUGUCCAAAAGGAUCACUCUGGACGAAACUAUCAAACACCCAUUUUUUGAUGCUCUUAGGAAGGGGCACAAAUAAAACAAAACCAACAAAAAGUUUUUUUUACUCUCUGUGAGAGUCUGUGUUUAGAGGACUGCAUCAGUCCCAGAUAUGUCCAGAUCUUUCCCUUUUCCUUGUAAUGUGUAAAUUAUGAUAUCUGUAACUUAUUGUAUUUUAUACAAUCAACAAACAGCUGAAGAUGUGAAGGGUUUCUGUUAAGUCUUAUUUCCUCAUUUGUUGCAUUAGUAACGUAACUUGAUUAAUUCAUUGGGUUGCCAUUUUGUGUUAAUAGGUGUGUACAUUUUUUGAUUUUCUGACUUUCAAAUAAAACAAUUACAUUGAA
Molecule: messenger RNA, 1920 nt
Organism: Silurus meridionalis
Lineage: Eukaryota; Metazoa; Chordata; Actinopteri; Siluriformes; Siluridae
Gene: clk4a
Product: CDC-like kinase 4a
Exons: 13
Coding region: 153-1616 (487 amino acids)
Biological process (GO): protein phosphorylation; regulation of RNA splicing
Cellular component (GO): nucleus
Molecular function (GO): protein tyrosine kinase activity; ATP binding
Source: RefSeq, a predicted model, not a curated record